Messenger RNA from Didymosphaeria variabile, 630 nucleotides. RefSeq lists its product as uncharacterized. The coding region runs from base 1 to 630 and encodes 209 amino acids. NCBI's taxonomy places the organism in Eukaryota, Fungi, Ascomycota, Dothideomycetes, Pleosporales, Didymosphaeriaceae. The record is from RefSeq and is a predicted model, not a curated record. The transcript is spliced from 2 exons.
AUGACCGACACCAAUACCAGCCUCUCCGGUACGCUACAAUCCUCGCUAGCCCUAACUUGGGUGGGUUACGAACCAGAUGGGGAGACGUCUGACAGCAUAUACGAGACUCCACCGCCUGAGGUCCGUCGUUCUCCCUCGCCGCUCUUGUUGCCCCGUCCGGACAAAGAGGCUUCACGCCACGGUUCUUCGUCUGCACAACACCCGGACAAAGACUCUAUUUCUCAUACGAUCGAGGGAAUGUUCACCAUCCUACAACAGAUGCAAGCCUCUUUCGCCAGCUACACCUCCCGAAACUCGCACCAGGAGGAGACUCAGGAGAAGAAGAACGAGCAUAUUUCCCACCUUGCCGCCAACACACGUGCUCUGCAGGAGAACACGCGCUUGGCUGAGAAGAAGAAUGGUGAGGAGGACGGGGAAGUCAAGCGUUUAGAGGAUGCCGAUAUGCAGAUGACUGAGACGGAGAAGGUCCAGCGUCUGGAGGAGGCCAACGCGCGCUUGGAUGGGGAGAAUCAGGCUCUUCGCAACGAAGUGGAUUUGCUUAGACGGCAGAACAAGGCGGUGCGGACGGAGUUGCGACGGAACGUGAUGUUGCAGGGUAGGCGGUGGAUCGGGCGUGACUUGCCUAGGUAG